This is a messenger RNA of Brachypodium distachyon (stiff brome), 678 nucleotides long. RefSeq lists its product as uncharacterized. Gene Ontology annotation, cellular component: mitochondrion. The coding region runs from base 140 to 415 and encodes 91 amino acids. The transcript is spliced from 3 exons. The record is from RefSeq and is a predicted model, not a curated record. Lineage: Eukaryota; Viridiplantae; Streptophyta; Magnoliopsida; Poales; Poaceae.
AAGAAGGGGAAAACAGAGAGAACACCUUGCUGUCAAUGGCCGCCUCCGCUUCCAACGACGUUAGGGUUUAACUCGAACUCCUCCUCGAUCUCCCUCCCCGCCAUAUCCUCAAUCCUAUACUGUAAUACCUGGUAGCCUCAUGGGGUACCUGCAGGAGGCCAGGGAGAAUCACGUCAAGAAGAAGGUCGAGGAAGCUUUGCGUAGCAAAAUGAAACAGAAGGCCCUUAAGGAAUGUGAUAUACUCUGUUCAAAAUAUGCCGAAUGUGCUCGAGGCCGAACUUUCUCUGUGGUUUGGCAAUGCCGCAAAGAAGCCAAAGAAUUGAAUAACUGUCUUCAUCAAUUCACGAAUGAUGCAAUACUGGAAGACAUGAAGAAGGCUUACAUGGAGCAAGAGAGCAAAGAGAAGAAACAAUAAGCGUUAUGCGAUGUACAAUUUGGAAGGCAAGGUUCCCCUAUCUGUAGGUGCACUGCUGCCUUUGAAAUUAGGCAAUUGCUUACUCAUUAUCUUUGUUGAUCGAUGCUGAAUUCCUGGAGACUUUUUUUGCAAACAUUUGGGUUUGUCCAGAUGCAUAACCUGGUAUAAGCUAAAGCCAUCCAAUGUAGUAUUUGUGUCUCUGACUUACAAGAAACUAUGCCUUAUAGCAGUCUCUUGCCUCCAAUACUGGUUUAGCUGUGCAU